UCCCCAUACACUUUCCGGUCGUGAUCAUAAUAACAGGUCUGAUUUGACAGGUGUCCUGUGUAAAGGUCACCCACUCUGGUUUAUAUUCGUGGUGUCAUAUCCCCGUCACGUUCGGCUGUAAGGGAUGAGCUUGCACCCAUUCUGCACUUCCGUAUUUAUUGGAUUUCAGACGUGGUCAGUCGACUGUUCAGAUGUACAUGUACGUCGUUUAUUGAGGCAGAGGAGUUUCCAGGUCAGUGUUGUAGUUACGCUUGGAAGAUAUCGUGAGGUUGUUAAACAACAUGGCGGCGAAAGUCAAAGGUUUGAUGGAACGUCUGCGCGAUGGUGAAACAGUCAUCUGCGCAGAGGGAUAUCUCUUCGUGUUUGAGCGACGUGGCUACCUGACAGCGGGCUCCUUUGUGCCCGAAGUAGUUCUGGAACAUCCAAAUCUAGUCCAGCAACAGUACGAGGAAUUCGUCCACGCCGGAAGUGACGUGGUACUAGCGUUUACGUAUUACGCCCACCGUGAGAAAAUGGCGCUGAUUGGUCGAGAGGACGAUCUGGAGACGAUCAACAAGCGUGCUCUGCGCAUAGCACGUGAAGUGGCUGACCGGACUGGUACCUUGAUGGCUGGUAACAUCAGUAACACCAACAUCUUUGUCGAUACCGUACCUGAUUAUCGAGAGAAAAUCUGGCAAAUUUUCAAAGAACAACUGGAGUGGAUUGUCGAGGCAGGUGCCGACUACGUUGUAGCUGAAACCUUCGAUAACUUUGGUGAGGCGUUACUAGCCACCCAGGCAUGCAAGGAGUUCGCAAAGGAUAUACCCUGCGUUGUAACGCUGACCAGUCACCAGGGUCUGGUGGACGGAAAGCCAGCGACUAUGGACGGCGUGAAGUACAACGAGGCGUUCAACCGACUAGCGGACGCUGGGGCUGACGUGGUGGGGUUGAACUGCACACGGGGACCGGCCACCAUGCUGCCCAUUCUGGAGAAAGCUGUCAAAGUUUGCAAGGUGCCUAUUGCUGCAGUACCAGUGACUUACCGAACCACCAAGGAACACCCCAAUUUCAUUUCUUCUAUUGACCCUAUUUCAGGUGAGCCAUUGUUCCCUGUGAAUCUGGACUGUAUCCAGUGUAACCGUAAGGACAUCCACGACUUUGGUAAGCGAGUCCAGGAACUGGGCAUCAAGUACGUGGGUCUGUGUUGCGGCAACUCGGCUCACCUCACCCGAAGCCUGGCCGAGAGUCUGGGCCGCAAGCCGCCGGCCUCCCGCUACACGCCAGACCUCAAUAAGCACUGGCUCUUGGGAAAAGACGAUAAAUUACCCUCACUUGGCCAAGAAUCCAAGAUGAAAUAUGCCCAAAUCAUACCCAAAGUGGAGUAAUUGCCGCUGAAAUAAUUGCAGUCAUGAUCUGUGGUGAACCAUGUUGAAAUAAGACAAGUUGUUUUGAGGUGUAUUUCCUAAGAUAAACGUCUUCUGGAAAUUGUUCACUUAAACUCAGUCUGGUACCGUACAUGUAUAAGCAUACAUUAAUGAUUUUCUUUUUAUGACAGUGCAUUUCAAUAAAGCCCACACAACAAAGCAUAUACAUGUACAUGUAUAUUGGGUACACUGGAGUAGCUUUCACGGACAGGGCUACCCUCACCGGAGAAGGUCCCAGUGGGACUGCCAAGUGUGGCAAAGGAUCGUACUUAAGGAGAUCUCAUCAUAACCCCAAUUUGUCAUGAAGCUGGACCUGCGUCCGCUUCAAAGACAUCUUUGACCGAAUAAGAGGCAGGCGGUAUUGAUAAACGCAACUGAAACAAGACAUGAUGAAUGUUAAAGCUAUAAAUUGGGGUCUACCUUGACACGCCUGAAUAUCGAAAGUAAUAACCACAGACACCAUCAGUAUAUGUAUUUUUGAAACAGUAUUUUGUGAAACUAUCGUUUAUUUCAAUACAUGUCUGCAAAGAAGUGAAAAUAUAUUCAAGUAUCUCGAAAUAUCUUACAAGUUUAUAGUCGGUGAAAAACACUACUAGGUCAAACGUGGUAAUAGCAAAGUGAGGAGCAUGUAUGCAAUUUCACAUUAUAACCAUUCUACGUAUAAGUUGAUUAGAUACAGAAUAUACACAUUGCUCAUGAUACAUUUUUAAAUAUUUCGUUGAAAACUGCUUAGUACAAAUUAGUGUUUUGAAAACAUUGUAAGGACGGAUAUGAAGAAAGUUAUACACAUAAAAUUUGUAAAUAAAUAAUUUGGGCUCUGGAUCUUGGACCUUCAUCUACGUAGGGCAAAUUGUCGAGUUAAAUGAAGGGAUUUUAUUACUGGGCGUUUCUGCAUCUAUCGAUCUAAGAUUGAAGAAUAACAUUAACAAGAAAAAACAA
Messenger RNA from Acanthaster planci (crown-of-thorns starfish), 2342 nucleotides. RefSeq names its product betaine--homocysteine S-methyltransferase 1-like. Gene Ontology annotation, molecular function: methyltransferase activity; zinc ion binding. The record is from RefSeq and is a predicted model, not a curated record. NCBI's taxonomy places the organism in Eukaryota, Metazoa, Echinodermata, Asteroidea, Valvatida, Acanthasteridae.